CCGGGAUUUAUCCGAUUCUUGCCAAAGCCUUUGCUUCCAUUAAAAGGCUUAGGAUCGACAUCAACAUUUUGGUCAUUAUAACCGGUUUUAACUGAUAAUAGUCCAAUUUCAUCAACACAGUGAUUGCAACACUUGCAAUGCAAGAUUUCAUGGAGGCUGCAGCAGUUGUGUUCUUAUUCACCAUAGCUGACUGGCUCGAAACAAGAGCUAGCUACAAGGCGAGUUCGGUAAUGCAGUCUUUAAUGAGCCUAGCACCUCAGAAGGCAAUAAUAGCCGAGACUGGAGAAGAGGUUGAAGUAGAUGAGGUUAAGGUUAGCACAGUUGUAGCAGUUAAAGCCGGUGAGACUAUACCAAUUGAUGGAAUUGUGGUGGAUGGAAACUGUGAAGUAGACGAGAAAACCUUAACGGGUGAAGCAUUUCCUGUGCCUAAACAGAGAGAUUCUAUGGUUUGGGCUGGAACCAUCAAUCUAAAUGGGUAUGUAACGGUGAAAACAACUUCUUUAGCUGGUGAUUGCGUGGUUGCAAAGAUGGCUAAGCUAGUAGAAGAAGCUCAGAGUAGUAAAACCAAAUCUCAGAGACUAAUAGACAAAUGCUCUCAGUACUAUACUCCUGCAAUCAUCAUAAUAUCAGCUUGCUUUGCAAUUGUCCCUAUUAUAAUGAAGGUUCACAACCUCACCCAUUGGUUUCACUUAGCACUAGUUGUGUUAGUCAGUGCUUGUCCUUGUGGGCUUAUACUCUCUACACCAGUUGCUACCUUCUGUGCACUUACUAAAGCGGCUACUUCAGGGCUUCUGAUCAAAAGUGCUGAUUAUCUUGACACUCUCUCAAAGAUCAAGAUCGCUGCUUUCGACAAAACUGGGACUAUUACCAGAGGAGAGUUCAUCGUCAUAGAUUUCAAGUCACUCUCUAGAGAUAUAACCCUACGCAGCUUGCUUUACUGGGUAUCAAGUGUUGAAAGCAAAUCAAGUCAUCCAAUGGCUGCAACAAUCGUGGACCAUGCAAAAUCUGUUUCUGUUGAGCCUAGGCCUGAAGAGGUUGAGGACUACCAGAACUUUCCAGGUGAAGGAAUCUACGGGAAGAUUGAUGGCAACGAUAUCUACAUCGGGAACAAAAGGAUCGCUUCUCGUGCUGGUUGUUCUACAGUUCCAGAGAUUGAAGUUGAUACAAAAGGUGGGAAGACUGUGGGAUAUGUUUAUGUAGGUGAAAGACUAGCUGGAGUUUUCAGUCUUUCUGAUGCUUGUAGAUCCGGUGUAUCUCAAGCAAUGACAGAACUGAAAUCUAUGGGAAUCAAAACCGCAAUGCUAACAGGAGAUAGUCAAGCCUCGGCGAUGCAUGCUCAGGAACAGCUAGGGAAUGUUUUGGAUGUUGUACAUGGAGAACUUCUUCCAGAAGAUAAAUCCAAAAUCAUACAAGAGUUUAAGAAAGAAGGACCAACCGCAAUGGUAGGGGACGGUGUGAAUGAUGCACCUGCUUUAGCUACUGCUGAUAUUGGUAUCUCCAUGGGGAUUUCUGGCUCUGCACUAGCGACUCAGACUGGUCAUAUUAUUCUGAUGUCUAAUGACAUAAGGAGGAUACCACAAGCGAUAAAGCUAGCGAGAAGAGCUCGGCGCAAAGUUGUUCAAAACGUGUUUCUUUCCAUUACUUUCAAAGCAGGAAUACUGGCUUUCGCCUUUGCUGGUCAUCCUUUGAUUUGGGCAGCGGUACUGGUUGAUGUAGGGACUUGUCUGCUUGUGAUUUUCAAUAGUAUGUUGUUGCUGCGAGAGAAGAAAAAGAUUGGGAACAAAAAGUGUUACAGGGCUUCUACAUCUAUGUUGAAUGGUAGGAAGCUUGAAGGCGAUGAUGAUGUUGUAGAUUUAGAAGCAGGCUUGUUGACAAAGAGCGGGAAUGGUGAAUGCAACUCAGGAUGUUGUGGUGACAAGAAAGCUCAAGAGAAGGUGAUGAUGAGACCAAGUCAUACAACCAGUUCUGAUCACUUUCACUCUGGUUGUUGUGGUGAUAAGAAGCAAGACAAUGUAAAGGUUGUGAGAGAUGGCUGUUGCGGUGAGAAAACUAGGAAACCAGAGGGAGAUAUAGCUUCAUUGAGUUCAUGCAAGAAGUCGACUACUCAUGUCAAACAUGACCUGAAAAUGAAAGGUGGUUCAGGUUGUUGUGCUAACAAAAAUGAGAAGGGUAAGGAAGUAGUGGCAAAGAGCUGUUGUGAGAAGCCCAAACAGGAAAUGGAGAGUGCUGGAGACUGCAGGUCUGGCCGUUGCGAGAAGAAGAAGCAAUAUGAGGAAAUUGUGCCGAAGGAGAUUCUUGGUAAGGAAUUAACUGUUUUGGAAAUAGAGUUGAAGACAAAGGAUGGUGAAACCUGCAAAACAAGCUGUUGUGACAAAAACGAGAAGGUUAAGGAAACAAGUUUGUUGCUUUCAAGUGAGGACACAUCUUACCUGGAGAAGAGAGUGAUGAUUAAAGAUAAUGUAAACUGCAAGUCUGGCUUUUGCGAUGGUGAAAAUCAAACUGCUGAAGUUACAAUUGUGGAUUGUAGCUCAGGAUGUUGCGAGAACAAGGCGACAGAGAAACAAACCUGCCAUGAGAAGGCAGCUCUGGACAUGGAAAGUGGUGUAAGUUGUGAUCUCAAGCUGGUUUGUUGUGGUAAGACAGAAGGGGAAGUGGGAGAACAAUCUGAUAUGGAGAUAAAUAUUGAAGCACAUUGCAAGUCUGGAUGCUGCAUUGAUGAAAAACAAACUGGAGAAAUUAACCUGGGUUCUGAGGAUGAUACAGCCAAUCAGGAUUGCUCCUCGGCAUGUUGUGUGGACAAAGAAGAAGUGACACAAAGCUUCCAUGAAAAGAAGCAUGUUGUGUUGGUAAAUGAGGAAGGUUUGGACAGGGAAAGCGGUGUAUGUUGUGAAACCAAGUUGGUUUGUUGUGGCAGCGCAGAAGGGGAAGUGGAGGAGAAAUGUGAUAUGGAGCUAAAGAAUGAAGGUCACUGCAAAUCAGGUUGCUGCAGCGAUGAAAAACAUACCGGGGAAAUCACUCUGGCUUCAGAGGAAGANCCU
Camelina sativa (false flax) is the source of this 3038-nucleotide messenger RNA. The record is from RefSeq and is a predicted model, not a curated record. NCBI's taxonomy places the organism in Eukaryota, Viridiplantae, Streptophyta, Magnoliopsida, Brassicales, Brassicaceae.